This is a messenger RNA of Peronospora farinosa, 492 nucleotides long. NCBI's taxonomy places the organism in Eukaryota, Oomycota, Peronosporomycetes, Peronosporales, Peronosporaceae. The record is from the annotation of a GenBank genome assembly.
AUGAGCAUGGCAAGUCCUAUGAUGACGGCGAUGAACAUGGCAAAUCGAUCUCCGCGACCGCUUGAGAAAGAGACGAAUGGAAUGGCUGAGGAAAUUCCCAUACAAUUGACAUUGGGAGAUAUGACGCUAUCACUUGGAGCGGCUGGACACUGGGAGCUUGACAGUCACACGACAUUCAAGCAGACAGAAGAGCGUAUGCAAGUACUGGAGAAGCGCAACGCGACGCUCGAAGACGAGAACAUUGCACUGCGGGACAAGUGCACGCGCAUGAUGGAGGAGUGCAACAUGGAAAAGUUCAAGUGCCAACUACUGGUCGAAAUGCUUGCAGUGUCGAGUUUAGACGAGGAGCGGAUGAGAAUGCAGGCAGAACAGGAAAAAGCGCGAGCGAUCAGUUUGAAGACAGAUAUAGUGGCAUUGAUAGAGCAAGCGCGCAUUAAAGGGUUUGACUUGCGCAAGCUUAACGCCACCGAGUCGUUGGAAGGAGCUCCGUAG